GGAGUUUCUCUGCUUUGGUAUGGUUUGGUCACCGAGAAACUCUCACUGGUCGCCCUUCCCUUCUUAACUCCGCCAUUUCUUCUUUCCUUCAGUUUCUCAGGCGAUUAUGGAUCUAUCUACUAAACUCCACCGUCUGCACCUCCGUUCCACCUUCUUCACCUCUCUUAAACCCUGCGUUACUUCAAACCCAUCUCUCAUACCUUCAAAUUCCCUUAAAUUCAGUUCCAGAAGACAACCCACCAAAAUCACUGCCCAGAUAUCCACUCUCAGCGUUGAAACUUCUGUUAAGGACGAGGAAGACGACAUUGAGUCCUUGUUUUCGAGUAAUUCGGCGGACGAAUUUGACCGGAAGCGAAAUAACAAUCAAUCCAACAGGGGGGCAUCCAGUAUUUCGUCUGGCGUGAGGCUUGAAAAUAUAAGUAAGAGCUAUAAGGGAGUCACGGUGUUGAAGAACGUCAGCUGGGAGGUCAAGAAAGGGGAGAAAGUUGGAUUAGUUGGGGUAAAUGGUGCAGGGAAAACUACCCAGUUGAGGAUUAUCACCGGACAGGAGGAACCGGAUUCGGGAAAUGUUAUCAAGGCCAAACCAAAUAUGAAUAUUGCAUUCUUGAGCCAAGAAUUUGAGGUUUCUAUGAGCAAGACCGUGAGGGAGGAGUUCAUGAGUGCGUUUAAAGAGGAAAUGGAGAUUGCGAAUAGGUUGGAGAAGGUGCAGAAGGCAAUUGAGGGUGCUACGGAGGAUUUGGAGCUGAUGGGGAGGCUCUUGGAUGAAUUUGAUUUGCUGCAGAGAAGAGCGCAGGCUGUGGAUUUGGAUGAGGUCGAUGCUAAGGUCAGUAAGUUGAUGCCAGAACUUGGGUUUUCCCCUGAGGAUGGGGAUAGGUUGGUGGCUUCCUUUAGUAGCGGGUGGCAAAUGAGAAUGUCACUUGGGAAAAUUCUAUUGCAGGAGCCGGAUUUAUUGCUUUUGGAUGAACCUACAAAUCAUCUUGACCUUGAUACUAUUGAGUGGCUUGAAGGUUAUCUGAAUGAGCAAGAUGUGCCCAUGGUUAUCAUAUCUCAUGACAGAGCAUUUCUUGAUCAGCUUUGUACAAAAAUUGUGGAAACUGAUAUGGGUGUUUCGAGAACUUAUGAGGGCAAUUAUUCUCAGUAUGUUGCUGCAAAGGCAGAAUGGAUUGAAGCCCAGUAUGCUGCAUGGGAGAAGCAGCAGAAAGAAAUUGAGCAGACAAAAGACUUGAUAAGCAGGUUAGGUGCAGGAGCAAACUCUGGCCGUGCAUCCUCUGCUGAAAAGAAGCUGGAAAGGCUUACAGAAGAGGAUCAAGUAGAGAAGCCAUUUCAGCGGAAACAGAUGAAGAUCAGGUUCCCUGAGCGUGGAAGAAGUGGCAGAUCUGUUCUCAAUAUUAAGAAUCUGGAAUUUGGGUAUGAGGAUAAGUUGCUAUUUAACAGGGCAAAUUUUACAGUUCAAAGGGGAGAGAAAAUUGCCAUUAUCGGUCCCAAUGGCUGUGGAAAGAGUACUUUACUAAAACUGAUUUUGGGUUUAGAGAAGCCAAGUAGUGGUGAAGUGCUGCUUGGAGAGCAUAAUGUUCUGCCAAAUUACUUUGAACAGAAUCAGGCUGAGGCUCUUGAUCUGGACAAAACAGUGCUUGAAACAGUGGAAGAAGUUGCAGAGGACUGGAGAAUUGAUGAUAUCAAAGGACUCCUUGGGCGCUGCAAUUUCAAAGCUGACAUGCUUGACAGAAAGGUUUCCCUUUUGAGUGGUGGCGAGAAGGCCCGUCUUGCAUUCUGCAAAUUCAUGGUAAAACCUUCAACCCUACUAGUUUUGGACGAACCAACCAAUCACUUGGACAUCCCUUCAAAGGAGAUGCUAGAGGAAGCAAUAUCAGAGUACAAGGGCACUGUCAUAACAGUUUCUCAUGAUCGGUACUUUAUUAGGCAAAUAGUUAAUAGAGUAGUGGAAGUUACUGAAGGCAAUUUGCAGGACUAUGAUGGUGAUUAUAAUUAUUAUUUGGAGAAGAACCUUGAAGCAAGGGAGAGGGAGCUUGAGCGUGAGGCGGAACUUGACGAGAAGGCUCCCAAAGUUAAAGCCAAAUCCAAGAUGUCAAAGGCCGAGAAGGAAGCUCGGAAGAAACAGAAAAUGCAGGCCUUUCAAGCAGCAAAACAGAAGUCAAAAGGGCUGAAGAACGCCAAGAGAUGGAGAUGAACAAUGCAGUCUAUACGUUCUUCAACCAUACCAUGUAGACUGCAGGGGGGGGGGGGGUGAAUUGAUUGUCAGCACCAUAUGUAUAUAAAUAGAAAUUAGAAAUAGAUUUUUGUUCCAUUGAAUAUAUGAUACGGAAUGGUGCAUUCCCAAUCCAAAUUUGUACUUCCCAUGAGAAAGGAUUGUCCUUUUAACCAAAAUCAUGCUAUGUUCAUCCUAAAAUCUAAACAUAAAAUCAAAGCUCUGAAUAUUU
Molecule: messenger RNA, 2438 nt
Organism: Rubroshorea leprosula
Lineage: Eukaryota; Viridiplantae; Streptophyta; Magnoliopsida; Malvales; Dipterocarpaceae
Source: the annotation of a GenBank genome assembly